Protopterus annectens (West African lungfish) is the source of this 968-nucleotide messenger RNA. RefSeq names its product mucin-4-like. NCBI's taxonomy places the organism in Eukaryota, Metazoa, Chordata, Ceratodontiformes, Protopteridae. The transcript has 6 exons. The record is from RefSeq and is a predicted model, not a curated record. Gene Ontology annotation, molecular function: calcium ion binding. The coding region runs from base 39 to 968 and encodes 309 amino acids.
UAGGAGUUUGGAAUGGAAACCAAGAUGAUGACUUUACAAUGCCAAAUGGUACCACAAUUCCUGCUAACAGUUCUGAAUCUGACAUUUACAACUAUGGCCUUACAUGGAGAUCUGGAAGUAAUACGCUUUUUACUACAAAGAAUACCUAUGAGAAUUCAAACUUUACACCAGUAUUCACAGAAGAAUUGGCAACUUUAAAUGCAUCAUGGUAUAAUAUGGUGCAAAAUCAGUGUGGAGACAGUCCUCCAUGCAUUUUUGAUGCAUUCGUGACAAAAAAUAUAAACAUCGGACUGCAGACCAGAACUAUGGAAUUUGUUUUCCAGCAAGCCAAUUCAACACUCAAUUCUUAUCCUCCAACAAUAAUGGGUGAUGACAUUAUCCAGGCAAACAUUUUUGAACCAGUAAAAAAGAAGUACAAUGCAUCUGGAAACCAUGUGUACUUUACGACUUUUACAUCAUCUGAUCUUAACAUUACAGAUAAUGGUACCCUCAUCUGGAUGCCAACAAGUGCCGAUCCUUUCACUGCAUAUAUUAUUGCAACUGAUGCUUCCAACAACCUUUCAUCCAUAAUAAGCCCUAGGUUUGUCAUUUCACUCUGUGGAAGCAAUGGAAUCUCUUUCUGGAAUGAUACAACAAGAUUGAAUGAUUCUUCUCUAUAUCAAGCUACCUGCCAGUGUAUAAAUGGAUAUGUGGGAAGCAAUUGUCAGUCACAACCUGAUCCUUGUUCAAGUACCUCUUGCUAUGCUAAUGUCAGCUGCAUUACUGCUAAAGAUUGCGGACCAUGUCCUACUGGCCUAUCUGGGAAUGGCAUUCACUGUUCAGAUGUGAAUGAAUGCAACUCGGCAAACCCAUGUGAUGGCAAUGCUACCUGCAUGAAUUCCAUAGGAAGUUUUAGCUGCAUAUGUAAUCCAGGAUUUACUGGUAAGCUUCCUCUGUUUAAUAUUCAACCUAUUAAUAAAGCUCUGUAA